GUUAGCAAACUAAGGCAGAGUCCACAUUGCUUUUUUGAACAAAUGGAUUGAAUUAUUAUUGAAAGAAAUCCCAAUCGUCACAACAUGAUAGGUACUCGUCUAGCUAGUUUUUCCAUGCAUGUAAGAAGCCGCCAUUGACGAAGACCUUAAAGAACAACUAGCCAACUCUAUAAAACAUAUCAUUUCAUUCAUUUGGUUUUUCCAUAUACCAAAUACAAGUUUUUCAUAGGUGAUCAUAUCUUGAUUUCAACAAUGAGUGACGACAGCAACAAGUAUCAAGAUUCAGAAGGAGUAAAUCCUCCACCACCUACUUCAUGUCCACCAAAGCAGGAGGUGUGUUAUCCAGAAUAUCUUUCUUCUCAACCACCAAUGCAAGGGUACUUUGAAGCCGGUCCUGAUGUGGCACCACCUCUAGUUAGUGACCCUAUGAAAUAUGGUCCUCAACACCUCCAACCGCCACCUCCUCCUCCAGAAAGAACUAAUAAGACGGAUGAUGAAUUUUGCACAGGAUGGUGCUGCUGCCUCUAGGACGCGUGCUUUUAAGGACUAUGAGGGAUUCUCUGCAAAAUUUGCAGCUUAUAAUUGUUUCCCUUGUGUUUCUUGUUGGGAAUCAUAAUUAUUUCCGCUCUUUUUAUGUCACUGUACGGACUACGUAUGCUUUAUCCACACUAUAUUCUCCGUUUAUUUGA
Messenger RNA from Populus trichocarpa (black cottonwood), 689 nucleotides. RefSeq names its product protein CYSTEINE-RICH TRANSMEMBRANE MODULE 10. Lineage: Eukaryota; Viridiplantae; Streptophyta; Magnoliopsida; Malpighiales; Salicaceae. The record is from RefSeq and is a predicted model, not a curated record. The coding region runs from base 253 to 528 and encodes 91 amino acids. The transcript has 3 exons.